Messenger RNA from Sodiomyces alkalinus F11, 1011 nucleotides. Its product is annotated as thiosulfate sulfurtransferase. Gene Ontology annotation, biological process: transsulfuration. NCBI's taxonomy places the organism in Eukaryota, Fungi, Ascomycota, Sordariomycetes, Glomerellales, Plectosphaerellaceae. The record is from RefSeq and is a predicted model, not a curated record. Gene Ontology annotation, molecular function: thiosulfate-cyanide sulfurtransferase activity. Gene Ontology annotation, cellular component: mitochondrion. The coding region runs from base 1 to 1011 and encodes 336 amino acids. The transcript is spliced from 2 exons.
AUGGUGAUCUUCCUCAGCCGCUCGGCUCGAGCAAGCAUGUCCCAAUGGGGCGCCAGAGUCUUCCAGCCCGGCCUCACCGGCACGCGACGCUCCUUCUCCUCGUACCUCGUCUCUCCCAAGGAACUCCACAAAGCUCUCAAGAAGAACCCGCCCAACAAGAUCAGCACCGAUAUGCGCGUCGUCCCGCUCUGCGCCGCCUGGUUCCUGCCCAACGACGGACGAAAGGGCCUCGACGUCUUCAUCGAGCAAAGAAUCCCCAAGGCCAAGUUCUUCGACCUCGACAAGGUCUCCGACCAGAGGAGCCCUUACCCCCAUAUGCUCCCUUCGGGCAAAAGCUUCGCCGCCACCAUGUGCGAAUUGGGAAUCCGAAAGGAUGAUACAGUGGUCGUCUACGAUACGAAGGAGCUGGGCAUCUUCAGCGCACCCCGCGUCGCCUGGACCCUCCGGCUCUUCGGGCACUCCAAGGUGCACGUCUUGAAUAACUUCAAACUCUGGGUUGAGCAGGGCCUCCCGACGGAGACUGGAGAGAUCUACGACGUUGAAUGCUGCACGUACCCGAUACCCGAGUUGGAUUCGGACAAGGUGGCCGACUUUGACCGCGUCCGCGAGGUCGCCCUGGACAAUAGCAAGGACGGUGCCGAGGGUGUCCAGGUUCUGGAUGCUCGGUCACCUGGCCGGUUUACGGGGAAGGACCCCGAGCCCCGCCCUGGCCUUUCAUCGGGCCACAUGCCCGGUGCGAUGAAUAUCCCCUUCAACGCCGUUCUCGACCCCGAGACCAAGGCGUUCUAUCCGUCGGACAAGCUCCGAAACAUCUUCAAGGAGAAGGGUGUCGACCCCGAGAGACCCGUCAUUUCGAGCUGUGGAACCGGAGUUUCGGCCUGCGUCCUCGAUACUGCGCUCGAGGUGGCGGAGUACGGUAAUCCCGAGAAGCGCCAGGUGUACGAUGGCAGCUGGACGGAAUGGGCUCAGCGAGUGUCUGAUUCCGAUUCAUUGAUUAGGAAGACUGAGUGA